AUGGAUUACGAUAGUAAGAAACUCGAGGAAGCUAGAAAGCAAACGAUUCGAUGGGAAGCGUGGAAACGAGAGGAAGUGGAAGCACGUCAAAGAGGGCUCGAAUUCAAAAUGUAUUGGGAGAAAAGACAUAAAGAGGAUAGAGAUGCGUGGAGGCUUAAAGACUUUGCCAAUGCCAUUGAUAAGAUGAGUCGAGCUGGAUACAAGGGGAAGCAUGGAGAUUUUGAAGUUCCUUCGGAGAGACUCGAAGAACUCAACGCUCUUUAUAUGCAAGCAACUGUUGGAGAUUACGAUGGAAACACUGCAUUGAAGUGUAGUCAAUACUGGAAGAAACACAGUGGAAAGACUCAAAUCGAAGCGAUUCGUGAGUACAUCAAAUUGACGAACAAGGUUUUGACCAAGUAUGGAUGGAAUCCACCAGAGGGAUGGGUCUAA
This is a messenger RNA of Caenorhabditis remanei, 432 nucleotides long. RefSeq lists its product as uncharacterized. The record is from RefSeq and is a predicted model, not a curated record. Lineage: Eukaryota; Metazoa; Nematoda; Chromadorea; Rhabditida; Rhabditidae. The transcript has 4 exons. Gene Ontology annotation, molecular function: fatty-acyl-CoA binding. The coding region runs from base 1 to 432 and encodes 143 amino acids.